Staurois parvus is the source of this 281-nucleotide messenger RNA. NCBI's taxonomy places the organism in Eukaryota, Metazoa, Chordata, Amphibia, Anura, Ranidae. The record is from the annotation of a GenBank genome assembly.
CUUCCAUUGCUCUGUGGUCCAGUUCGAAUGCACACAUGCCCGUUUGUAGCAGGGAGCAGCUGAGAUUCAAACCAUGUAUGAGCAGGCUGAAUCAGGGGCGGACUGACAACUCAUGGGGCCCCCGGGCAAUAGGGGAUCAUGGGGCCCCUGUGUCCUUGCCCAAACUCAAAAAAGCCUAUGAAAAAGGUACCAGGGGCGUCUCAUGGGGCCCCCUACUGACCCCGGGCCCUUGGGCAGUGCCCGAGUUUCCAAAUGGUCAAUCGGCCUUGGGCUAAAUGUAC